Molecule: messenger RNA, 2886 nt
Organism: Closterium sp. NIES-65
Lineage: Eukaryota; Viridiplantae; Streptophyta; Zygnematophyceae; Desmidiales; Closteriaceae
Source: the annotation of a GenBank genome assembly
AUGGAUCGCAUUUCGCUCCCCUCGCCAUUGUCACACUCGCUCGCGUCGCCUCGGGCACGCCUCGGGCCGUGGCUCCUUCCUCCCGACCGACGGACCGUCGCAGCGACAUUCAAUGGAGUCAACGGGGCCGACAGAGACAACAGCGUUAACAGAGUCAGCGGAGUCAACGGAGUCAACAGGGUCAGCCAAGUCAGCAGAAACAGCGACAGGGACUCGCUCAUCCCGUCUCGUUUUUUCACGUCGCUAUCCUCCCGCGCCUCCCUCUGCGCUAAAUCCCACGUUUUUCUCCGCCAAUCCGCUUGCGCCUCCCCACGACCCUCCCCCUGCCUUUCCGCCUCGCCCUCCGCUAGUAUCUGGGCCAGCACGUCUUGCGCGCACCCCGGAGAGGAGACGCUGAGGCGCCCCGGCGCUCCAAGAGGAGGCGCGGGGCGCAUUGGCGCGCCACUGGCGGGGCUGCAGCUGCGUGCUGCGCUCCCCCUGGUUGCGCGGGCGGAAGGCGGGGGCGAGGCCGGUGUUAUCGUUGCGCGCGGCAGGAGAUACAGCGGGAGGGGGAAGGGGGGAGAGGAAGAGGGGGAAGAAGAGGAGGACAGGGAAGAGUGGGAUGAAGUAGGGGAAAGGGCCGUCAUGCACGCAGGUGAGGAAGACGAGUUGGAUAAAGGCGGCGGUAGUAGCAGCGAUAGGGAAGAGAGCGGGGGAGGGGAGGAGAAGGGGGGGCGGAAGAAGAGGAGGAGGCGGAGGGAGGAGGAGAAGCAGCGGACGCGGGAGGGGGCGGAGGCAAGCAGCGGGGAGAGCCUGAGGAGGGGGGUGAGCUAUGCGGAGGCGGAGAGGGUGGGGUGGGCGGAGGGGCGGAGGCGGAAGGGGCAGACGCGGGGGAAGAGGGGGAGGCGAGAUUGGGCGCGGAGGGGAGACAGGGGGGAGAGUGGCCGCACGUGCCGGUGGGAGGUAGUUAUGAGAUGCCUCAAAGAGGGCGUGUGGUUGACAACACUGGUGGACGGCACUCUGGGCGCUGGUGGUCACACGCUCGCUUGCUGGGUGCACCCGCUCCAUCGCACUCACAAAGGGUGCUGCUGCUUCUCGCCCCCUCCUGGUCACUCUCCUGCUUACGCGUUCCCUCCUUCCUCCCCUGCAGCUGGCCCGGCACCAACCAGAGACACAGGCACACUGUUGAUUCGCCUCUAUAAUCGAUACGACUAUGAUCUAGCCCGGCACCAUCCAGAGCUACAGACGGUGGUGGGCGUGGACCCCUCAGCACAUCAUAUGUUGCACUGCCUCCUCCCUUCACUCCCAUGCCUCCGCAUUUCUCCCACCCUCUUCACAUCUCCCCUGCAGCUAUGCCAACACCAUCCAGAGCUAGAGACGGUGGAGGGCGUGCACGUGGGCCCCUCAGCACACGCCAUCGCUGCUGAUUUUGCCUCCCUUCACUCUUUUGCCUCUGCUCUCUCCUGUGCUCUCUCCCAUUUCGUUUCUCCCCUGCAGCUAUGCCAGCGCCAUCCAGAGCUACAGACGGUGGUGGGCGUGGACGUGGACCCUGCAGCACAUGCCAUCGCUGCCGCGCGCCUGCAUCCCUUCCUGCGCAUCGCUGCCCCGCCAGGCGCAAAGGCAGCCAGGCCGCAAGAUCUCCAUGCCCACGGCCAAGCAGCAGCGCCAGUUGCGGAGUGCGGGCAGCCUGAGGCGCAUGGGCAAGCAACGCUGCGAGCAGUAGAGACACCGGAAGCGACAUUGCGAGUGGCGGAGGAAAGGAGGGCCACAGCGACACUGCACGUGGUGGAGGGGAAUUUCCGGCGGAUGGUGGAGGCAUGUGCGGGCGUGGGGGUGGGGCGUGGCAGCGUGGACGGCAUUCUGCUGGACGUGGGGGUGUCUUCCAUGCAGGUGCGGGCUGGUUCGGUGGAGGUGGCAUCUGAUGCAGGUGGGGGUGUUCUGUGGCAUGUGCGGGCGUGGCAUGUGGGGGUGUUGUCCACGCAGAUCGACAGGGCCGAAAGGGGAUUUAGCUUCUUAAGGGAUGGGCCGCUAGACAUGCGCAUGGACCCUAAGAGCCCCCUCACCGCUGAGGUUGCAGUUAACAAUUGGCCGGAGGAGGUCUUGGGGCAGAUCUUGAGAGACCUGGGGGAGGAGCGGCGGUGGCAGCAGAUUGCCCGGCGGAUCGUGGAGGCGCGGGGGAGAGGGCGCAUCAGCACCACCACCCAGCUCGCUGCGAUUGUGGCUGGAGGGGCAUAUGGGCCUAAGAAAAGCACAGCCUCAUCAUCCCGCCGUCGUGAUGGAGCAGGCACGCGCAUCCACUCACCCGCACCUUCCACACUCUGCCAAUUCCUCGUCCCUCCGCUGCUGUGGUCCAGGCACGCGCAUCCACCCGGCCACCUGCACCUUGCAGGUGCUCUCCAUUGUCUCAUCUCACCUCCUAUUGCGCCCAUUUCCCCUCUGCACAUCCCCUGCCCUGUACGCCCCAUCUCAGCCUCUUCCUCCCGCCGUGGUGGUCCAGGCAUGCGCAUCCACCCGGCCACCCGCACAUUCCAGGCUCUCCGCAUCGCAGUAAAUGACGAGCUUGCCGCCCUGGCGCUCGCCAUUCCCGCUGCCCUCUCCCUGCUGGCGCCGGGCGGCCGACUGGCUGUCAUCUCCUUCCACUCGCUCGAGGAUCGCAUCGUGAAGCGAAGCUUCCUGGAAGCUGCCGCCGGCGUGCCUGUGCCCAUGCCUGUGCCAGUGCCCUUGCCAGUGGCCAUGCCUGUGCCAGUGUCUGCACCAGGAGUAGGGAGCAGCAGUGGCUUGGAAGGGCAUGGGCAUGCGAGGUACCGGGUGGUGACGAAGCGGCCGGUGGUGGCGGAGGAGGAUGAGUGGAGGGUGAAUGCACGCAGCAGGAGUGCCAAGCUGAGGGUCGUCGAGCGAGUCGCUUGA